Messenger RNA from Sinocyclocheilus rhinocerous, 537 nucleotides. RefSeq names its product gliomedin-like. The transcript is spliced from 4 exons. Gene Ontology annotation, biological process: signal transduction. The record is from RefSeq and is a predicted model, not a curated record. Gene Ontology annotation, cellular component: cell surface. The coding region runs from base 10 to 477 and encodes 155 amino acids. Lineage: Eukaryota; Metazoa; Chordata; Actinopteri; Cypriniformes; Cyprinidae.
CCUGGUCCAAUGGGACCCCCUGGCCUCCCUGGUCCACCUGGCCCUCCAGGGCCCCCCGGGCCUCAAGGGCCAAUAAGACACAGGAGCCACAGAGCACAUCUCCACAUGGGGAAGGAGUCUGUAGGUCACCUUAAUUCAGUCCCAAAUGAUGACACCAUCAGCCAGAAAAUAGUAUCAUGGAAGAUAAACGACUGUGUCAUAAAAUCAGUGCAGAAUCCCAGACAUUUGAUGAAAAUGAGCAGCACGUUUGGAGCAUGGAUGAUGGACACUGCUGCUCACGACAAUGAGAAGAUCUGGGUGGCAGAACAUUUCUCAGGACGUAUCAUAAAGGAGUACAACACUAUCGCAGCGUUCCAGAACAGCAGCAGUGAAUCCAUCGAUGUCCGAAAAUUUUUCCAAGGUUGCGGCCACGCUGUACAUAACGGCUCCGUAUUCUACCACAUCGCUGGAACUUCCAAUAUUGCUAAGUAUGACUGAAGACAGAUCUCCUUGAUAAUACCAUAAUUAUAAGUCAUGAAAUUGAGCCAAAAAUGAAAA